AUGAAUCAUAAUACUAUGGAUUCAAAUCGAACUGAACCUGUUACAACAACAAUAUCAUCAUCAUCGAACAAUGAACGACAAGGCUAUCAAUCAAUAACAUUACGUUCAAAUGAUUCUAAACGUUAUUCUUAUUUAUCUAUAUUUCCACCAAAAACAUCAGUAAUAACACCUGGUGUCUAUGAUCAUUUAUUAUUAGCUAAUGUACCAAAUAGUCGACUUGGACCAGAUGAACUACGACGACGUCAACAGGCUUCUUCUACCACAACUGAUGCAUCAGCAUCGAUCAAUUAUGAUCAUGAUCGAGAUCCAUUUUGUUUAUCGUCCAAAGAUGCUAAAGAAUUAUCGACAAGAUUACAAGUAACCGAAUUGGUUAUUAAGAGUAAUGCUGAUCGAUUAAGUUCGAUUUGUUAUCUACUUCUUGGAGUACAUCAAUUAUUUCGAAGAAAAGUACUCGAAAGACCAGAUGUUGCUGUAAAAAAUCCAACUCUCAAUUCUAAACAAAUGUCUAUACUAUUAGAAUUCUUUUUACAAAUCGAUGUCGAUGUAUACUAUAUGAAAACAUGUCGAUUUCGUGGCGCUGAACCUUGUUCAACAACGCAAGGUCUUUUUUGUAACGACGAAUUACCACAAGCAAGAUAUAGUAUGGCUCCAUGUCGUACUAAUGAUUGUCAAUAUUGUCAUUCAAUGGAAAAUCAAAAUCAAAAUUCAUCAAGGUCAGCGGCGAUUGAUUUCGAAAAUAGUUCACAACAUCGUUUCGUCAAUGGUUAUACUACAUAUUUGAAUUGUCCAGCAACAUGUACAACAUCGAAUAUUGUCUAUGUUAUGACAUGUCCUUGUGGUCAAUAUGAAUUGAUGGAUUCAACAUCUGGUACAUUAGUUGAUGCUUUACGUCAUCAUCGAUUGGUAUGCAAUCAAAUGAUACAUAGUUAUUUAACGGGUUCAGCACUCCAUCAUCAAAUGAUGACAACAUCAGAACAAUAUCAACAUUAUAUCAUGAGAGAAAUGCGUCUCUAUGAACAUUCAGCUCAUUGUCCAGUGGCACUUCAACUAUUUCUUGAUCGUAAUCCAAGUUAUUGGUGUUUUAUUCCAAUGUUAGAAGAUGAAACGCACAGAGAAGAUGAUCUCUAUGCAAGAAUUAUUGGAGCUACUCGUUCAGAAAUCAUCUUGAUGCUAGCAGUAGAUACAGAACAUCAACGAAAAAUAGUAGACCUUUUAUGUCAUGUACCCUUAUCAGCAACACGAAGUAAAUUCUCAUGCGUACAAAAACAUGAACAACGACUAUUUUUUGAUCGUUUUCUUACAAGUCUUGCUGAUGAAUUACCAUACAUAGAAACUGAUUUGUAUCAAAUGAAAAUUAUUGCCGUUUUACCCACUGAUGAAUCAAUCAUCUUACGAUACCUUAUUGAAACAUUAUUUAUUAUUCAUUGUGAAACGAAAUUAAACAUGAUAUGUCCAACUGACAUUGAUCCUAAGCGACCUUAUGGUCUACCCUAUGAUCCUCAAUGGAAGUCACAAAUGCCGCGUCCAACACUAAGAAGUACAGAAUUUAUUCUUUCAAUAAUUGAAAAGAUAAAAGAACUCAAUCGUCGUCCAGCCAACAAUCCUGAAUAA
This is a messenger RNA of Rotaria socialis, 1611 nucleotides long. Lineage: Eukaryota; Metazoa; Rotifera; Eurotatoria; Philodinida; Philodinidae. The record is from the annotation of a GenBank genome assembly.